Durio zibethinus is the source of this 1824-nucleotide messenger RNA. Its product is annotated as putative inactive patatin-like protein 9. The record is from RefSeq and is a predicted model, not a curated record. Gene Ontology annotation, biological process: lipid metabolic process. NCBI's taxonomy places the organism in Eukaryota, Viridiplantae, Streptophyta, Magnoliopsida, Malvales, Malvaceae.
UCUCCUCACUUGCUCACUAACUCCCCGGUUUUCACUCUCUCUUAACUCGGAGCCCAGUAGCCCACGGAGAACCGAAAAAAAAAACCCCUCCAUCUCUCAACCUUCACUCGUCAGGCCACUGAGAUUUGGAAUCAGAGAGACAGGGAGAGAGAAAGAAAGAAACAGCUUGCAAACAUUAUAUUUUUGCUUAUCACUACCAUUAAUGCUUAUCAGCAACAAAGCGUGAACAGAGCCAAGCUCUAUUUUUGCUUUUUUCACGGACUUGCCAGACGACAGCAAACAAGCAAUCAAUCAAACAAAAGGAGAGAGAGAGGGAAAAAAAAAUUACUUCAAAGCUUUUUCGUUGUUAUUUUCGCGCGAACAGAGGAAGUUACCUAAAAUGGAGCUGAGUAAGGUAACUUUGGAGAUCUUCACAAAACUGGAGCAAAAAUGGCUAUCGCACUGUGAAACCACCAAGCAGAUUCGAAUCCUCAGCAUUGACGGUGGUGGAACCACCGGCAUUGUCGCUGGUGCCUCUCUUAUCCACCUGGAAGACCAGAUCCGCCUAAAAACUGGUGAUCCGAAUGCUCAAAUUGUCGAUUUCUUCGACAUCAUCGCCGGCACUGGCAUCGGUGCUGUUCUUGCUGCCAUGCUUUCUGCCGACGAUGGAACUGGCCAUCCACUUUUCACUGCUAGAGAAGCUGUCAAGUUUAUCAGUCAUCAUAACUCCCAGCUCUUCAAAGUUAAUACGCUCGCCGGAGUUCUUCACCGUAGGAAGAGAUUCUCCGGUAAGAGCAUGGAUAAGGUGCUGAAGGAAAUGUUUAAGAGAGAAGACGGAAAGGUUUUGACGCUGAAGGACACGUGUAAGCCACUCCUGGUUCCUUGCUUUGACCUUAAGAGUUCUGCUCCAUUUGUUUUCUCUCGCGCCGACGCUUCCGAAUCACCUAGCUUCAACUUCGAGCUUUGGCAAGUGUGCCGCGCCACGUCAGCCACUCCGAGCCUCUUCAAACCUUUCGCAUUGACAUCUAUCGACGGCAAGACCUCGUGCUCCGCUGUAGACGGCGGUUUGGUGAUGAACAACCCUACUGCCGCUGCGGUCACGCACGUGCUCCAUAACAAGAGAGAUUUCCCUUCCGUUAAUGGCGUGGAGGAUCUGCUGGUUUUGUCGUUAGGCAACGGUCCCUCAUGUGGAAGGUCAAAGGUCCAUAACAACGGCGAAUGCUCAACUUCUUCCGUUAUUAACAUUGUGCUCGACGGAGUCUCGGAGACCGUAGACCAGAUGUUGGGGAACGCUUUCUGUUGGAACCGUACAAACUACGUUAGAAUUCAGGCAAACGGACUGGGGAGUGACAAGGGACCAAGAAUGGAGGAAGUACUGAAGGAGAGAGGAGUAGAGUCGUUACCGUUUGGCGGAAAGCGGUUAGUGACGGAGACUAACGGACAGAGACUUGAGGGCUUUGUGCAACGUCUCGUUGCCUCCGGCGAAACCAGCCUUCCCCCAAGUCCCUGCAAGGAAUCAGCCGUUAGCCUCCUUGCCAACGGCCUUUAGCUACUCUUUUUUCCUUUUUCUUUCCUUUAUUUUUUUUAAUUUUCUUUUUGUAACUCUUUUUAAGAUGUAACAAAUCUCAAGUUUUACUUAUAACUGUCCGUACUUUGGAGUUAAAAUAGCUGGUAAUUAGUCAUAUGUCUCCGUUGUGGCUGAAUUAAUAAUGUAAGAUUAGGUGCUAAGUUAAUGAUGAAUUAAAUGACACGUCAUUAUUAUUAGCAACAUAAAGUAUAUAUAUCUUUUAUGAUUCACAUUAACUUUUGUCUGGUGGACCGGCAAUUCCUCAAUCAACGAAUUUC